GCAGCCAUAAAGGAGGCUCCACACACACACACACAGCCGUCUGGAAGGAAUUAGACAUCAGUGGCAGAGACAUUUGGCCACUUCUCUGCGCUCUGUGUAACUUGGAUGCUGGGGGAAACUAUAGAAAUACUUACCUACAUGCCCCUCAAGACAGCAAAAUACUAAUUAUUUGACUCAUAUUUGAUUAUUAGAGUUAUUGCUGGAAACUUUUUUUAUUAGUAUAACUGACAUUGCCAGAGUUGAUGGCGUUUUUGCAACUUUUAAAAACUUUGGAGAUAUGAAUGAAACUGUCAGAAGUUGAUGGAGAAAAAUAUUUCUCAUUUUUACACAGGCUUCUUUUUAUUUAUACUUUUUUAUAUGAAUGAUGCCAAAGUUGACUGACAUGAUGUUUGUGUUUGUACACCUAAGAAGCAUGCAGUGUAAAGUUACUGACUGCAGACAGACUGUUAGACACUAGAGACAGUCGUGCUAUCUUUCUUUUUUUUUUUUUAAGCAUCCAGCUGAGCAAACUUAGAGGAACGUGCGUCUUAUCUUUUUUCGUUCUCAUUAACGAGGAUCAGUGUCAGCGGAUUCAUGAGACUCUUCACUGCACAAGUUUCCUUUGAAACUUUGUCGAGACUUUUCCUCCCUGUGGAGCGGUACCAGAGCCGCCGGAGCUGACCGCAUCCUUCCUCAAGGGCGAACGAGAGGACGACAGCUGCUUCAAGAUGAGGUGUCAAAGAGUCCUCACCUACCUGCGGAUAUUUGGGACCACCAUGUUUGGCGUGUCCCUUCUGGUGGGCAUCUCCACAGCCUACAUCAUGGGCUACCAGUUCUUCACCACAGCCCGCAAUCACCUAUCCUUUGGCCUAUAUGGUGCCAUCUUGGUUGUCCACCUCAUCAUCCAGAGCCUUUUUGCGCUCUUAGAACACCGAAACAUGCGACGGUCCCUGGAGACACCUAUCAAACUGAAUAAAUCCUUGGCGUUGUGCAUUGCAGCUUAUCAAGAGGACCCAAACUACCUGAGGAAGUGCCUGGUGUCGGUAAAGAGGCUGACAUACCCAGGGAUCAAAGUGAUCAUGGUGAUCGACGGGAACACAGACGACGACCUGUACAUGAUGGAGAUUUUUAAAGAGGUCAUGGGAUGGGACAAGUCGGCCACAUACGUGUGGCGGAGUAACUAUCAUAGCAGAGGGGUGGAGGAGACGGAUGAGAGCUACGCUGAGAGCCUUCAGCAGGUCUCCAGGCUGGUGCUGAACAACAAGUGUGUAUGCAUCAUGCAGAAGUGGGGAGGGAAGAGAGAGGUCAUGUAUACGGCCUUCAAAGCACUGGGGAGGAGCAUGGACUAUGUGCAGGUGUGUGACUCUGACACUAUGUUGGACCCGGCAUCAUCCGUGGAGAUGGUAAAGGUUCUAGAAGAAGACCCUAUGGUGGGAGGUGUUGGAGGAGAUGUGCAGAUCCUAAACAAAUAUGAGUCGUGGGUCUCCUUCCUGAGCAGCGUGCGGUACUGGAUGGCCUUCAACAUUGAGCGAGCUUGCCAGUCCUACUUUGGUUGCGUGCAGUGCAUCAGUGGGCCAUUAGGAAUGUACCGAAAUUCCCUCCUGCACGAGUUCCUUGAAGACUGGUACAAUCAGACCUUCAUGGGAUCCCACUGCAGUUUCGGGGAUGACCGUCAUCUCACGAACAGAGUUCUAAGUCUCGGGUAUGCAACCAAAUAUACUGCUCGUUCAAAGUGCCUGACGGAGACACCGAUUACAUAUCUGCGGUGGCUCAAUCAACAAACUCGAUGGAGUAAGUCGUAUUUUAGAGAGUGGCUAUAUAACUCUAUGUGGUUUCACAAACACCAUCUUUGGAUGACUUAUGAGGCUGUGAUCACGGGCUUCUUCCCAUUUUUCCUUAUUGCAACUGCAAUCCAACUCUUCUACCAAGGAAGACUCUGGAAUAUUCUGUUGUUUCUGCUCAUUGUGCAGGCGGUGGCACUGAUCAAGGCCUCGUUUGCCAGCUGCCUCAGAGGUAACAUUGUCAUGGUGUUCAUGUCGUUCUACUCCGUACUGUACAUGUCAAGCCUGUUGCCAGCCAAAAUGUUUGCAAUAGCAACAAUCAACAAGUCUGGAUGGGGGACAUCUGGGAGGAAAACAGUGGUGGUGAACUUCAUUGGUCUGAUUCCUAUAUCAGUCUGGUUCACCAUCCUAUUCAUUGGGAUUAUCUACACAAUAGUCCUACAGACUAGAAAACCCUUUCCUGAAUCAGAAAAGUUAGUUCUGGUCAUAGGGGCCGUCGUGUAUGCCAGUUACUGGGUCAUACUGUUAACGUUGUAUACAGUGCUCAUAAAUAAGUGUGGGAGGAGGAAGAAGGAAACACACUAUGAUAUGGUGCUGGAUGUAUGACUUAAAGUUAUCAUUUACCACUGAACUCUCUUUUUGGGUUGUUUUCACUAACACCAUGUUUUUAUACAAAUGUUUUGCAGAUGCAGAGCAGAUCUGGAGGCAAAAUUGGUUAAGUUUUCCAAACUUGAAUUACAAAAAUAUGUGGCAGUGGCUGCUUUUUCGUUCUGAUCAUUCAUGACCAAAGUAUUCACGUUCUUUGAGCAUAAGCAUCCUGGCUAAUUAGCUCACCAUGAUUUUUAAUCUAACAUAUUUGGCUGAAGAUCAGAUACUGUAAACUAAUCAGCUAAACUUGCAAUUCUUGCAAGUCAUUGUGGCAUGAUAAUAUAUUUAGCAGUUGGCAGCUGCUAGGCUUUGUAAUAUAAGCUACCUCUUACCCACGUCAUUUUCACUGGGCUUCAGUCUAAUAUUUACUACACAGCCAAAGAAACUGUAGAUUACUAUGUCAGCCCAUUGGAGUUUAACUUGACCAGUAAGCACUGGCGCCACUAGGGGGUGGCCGGGGGGCCUGCCCUGGGUCAACUGCUGCCCCCCUCCCGAAAAUAGUAAAAAUUAUUGGUGGUUUUUAAACUUGAGUAGGCUUAA
Messenger RNA from Plectropomus leopardus (leopard coralgrouper), 2948 nucleotides. RefSeq names its product hyaluronan synthase 2 (gene has2). Gene Ontology annotation, biological process: polysaccharide biosynthetic process; hyaluronan biosynthetic process; extracellular matrix assembly. Gene Ontology annotation, molecular function: hyaluronan synthase activity. The record is from RefSeq and is a predicted model, not a curated record. Gene Ontology annotation, cellular component: plasma membrane. NCBI's taxonomy places the organism in Eukaryota, Metazoa, Chordata, Actinopteri, Perciformes, Serranidae.